AUGGGCCGAGAAAUUGGUAGCGAAUUAAGAAAGUCUGAAUCUUAUAAUAGGCUUGAGGAAUAUCUGCCGGAGAGCAUAAGUAAUUUGAAAUUGAGUCAUAACCUGUUGGGAAACUACACUAUAAUAAGAAAUAAGCUAGAAUUGGAGUUGAGUGCAAAGACUUCAACUCUGAUAUGCAACUUACCUUUCUAUUUAUACAGAGAAAUGCUAUUAUUUCAGGCUUUACUUGAAAAGGGAGGAUUCUUGAUCCACACUCAGGGCAUGUGAACUCCAUAUGAGACAUUUUAUUUAUUAGGACUUUGGACUUUGAAUUGGCAGAAAUGAUUUCUUAAAAUUAAAAUGCAUACUCUUAUAAUAUAA
Blepharisma stoltei is the source of this 360-nucleotide messenger RNA. NCBI's taxonomy places the organism in Eukaryota, Ciliophora, Heterotrichea, Heterotrichida, Blepharismidae. The record is from the annotation of a GenBank genome assembly.